Penicillium egyptiacum is the source of this 4668-nucleotide messenger RNA. NCBI's taxonomy places the organism in Eukaryota, Fungi, Ascomycota, Eurotiomycetes, Eurotiales, Aspergillaceae. The record is from the annotation of a GenBank genome assembly.
AUGGAAACCGUCAAUGUCGCCGAAUUGGUCGAGCGCCUGGGUAGCGAUGAAGAUGCCGUGCGCAAAAUGGCCGUCUUCAAGCUCCAGGGCAACAUCGGAGACCCGUCCUUCGCCGACAUCUUCAUCGCAGAGGGCGGCCUACUUCGAUUACGCUACCUAACCCUUCACGCGAGCGGGAAUACCCUGGCAUAUAGUUUGACCAGUUUCUCGAGGCUGCUCGAUGUCGACAAGGGGUGGGAGUGUGUUGACCAGGAGUUGGUUGAGCGCACUGUUGAGCUGAUCGUCACUCAUCCCUUAGUCAACAUCCUCCGCGGCGCCAUGUCCAUUCUCGUCUCGAUUGUUUCCCACCCGUACACGGGGAACCGCGCCUCCCAGGUCAACAACUUUGGUUUCCGCGCCCUGAAGCCUGCAAUCGCCAUAUACCCCCAGUUUCUGGAGAUGCUCGUCAGUCGAUUAUCCUCCGCGGACCAUGCGCUCUGUGCCAAUGCGCUCCAAUUGAUCAACUCGCUCAUGCGCGACUCGAUCACCCACGACCCCGAGGCGGAGUGGCCCAAGUUCAUUCAAAAGUUACAGGACCUGGGUGUUAUCAGAGCGGUCUACGUGCUUAUGCAGGAUUCCGCCCUCCAAGACCUGGCGCAUCCGCUGCUGGAAUUCCAGUCACUCACCAAGGUCCUGCUCCGCAAAUGGCGAGAUAUCCCCGUCAACCAGGAGAAGCCUGAGCAUCGCCGCGCGCUGAAGGGAAUUUAUUUGGCCAGUAACCCGGAGAAGAACUCCGACGAGGCUAACGAGAACGGUGAUGAUACACGGCGCUCUAGACGACACCAUCCGGAGAAGUGGAGGCGGCUUGGAUUUGAGACGGAGAGUCCAGCGGGAGAAUUCUAUGAAGUCGGUUUCCUGGGUAUGAUGGACCUGGCGGACUAUGUUCGCAGUCAUGGGGAUGAGUUUCAGAACAUGCUCUUGGAGCACUCUACAAAGCCAUCACGACAACGCUGUCCGAUUGCUCGGGCAUCGUUGGCCGUCACAUCCAUUUUAUACGAGCAUUUCGAGGUCGAAAAGUCCGACAUGGAUGACAACAAAACAUAUCUCAUUUCGGAGUCCCGUACGGGAUUUGAUAAACUCUUCCAGCCGUUGCUGUUACAUUGGACCCGAUUACAUGUUGCCGGCUUGCAGGCCUUCUUCCGCCUGUGGAAGGCGACUGCUGCCGAGGAAGAGGACUUAGACAAGCUCGUCGAGCUCGUGCGCAUCCUCAUUGAGUCGGUGGUUGGUGGAGCCGCUCGGAUCAAGGAUGUCCAGGAUGUCGAAGAAGAACUGGCCGAUUUCGAAUACCACCGAUUGCGCGGGCUGCAGAUGGAACUCCUUGAACUCACGUACGAGGAUGCAUGGGGCCAGCACUUGCGGCAGGUGCGCGAGGAACUUCACCAUGAGGCUCUCCAGUUUGUAAAGGAGCAACGAAUCCGAUCUUUGCUCCAAGGUAGCUGGUUCGCUCUAGACUCUCACUCCAAGUCGGAGAUGGGGCCGGUGCAGAAGUCUACUGCUACGUAUCAAUAUGCCCAGCUCUCUCAUAACCGACGAUACUUGCAUUUCGGUCAAUUUGACCUAAUGGGCGACCGAGCUCCAGAGUUGGACACCCUACCAGAGAAAACCACCGUGAAGACUGCACCCCGUCAACCCACGACCAAGAUCACCAUCCACGGCUACGCGCCCUCCACAGCCACCGGACACGGAAAGGGCCACAGCCACGCCCGGUCCGGCAGCAGGACCACUCAAAAGGAGGUGGUGCUGCUCACGCUCCGGCCCUCCUCGCACAGCAUUGCGUCCGAAUGGCUGGAUGGUCUGCUGAUGCUCCUCAACCAGCAGCCCAUCACCGCAGAGACAAGCAAGCUGAUUGACCUGGUCAGCAACUAUGGCUUGAAAAUCCGCCUGCUUAAUGUGCGGUUUGACGAUGCCACUUUCGCCGGUGAGGCUCCCAAGGUCCCCGCGAGAGAUGGCUUGGAUGAAGAUUAUUACUAUGAUGUAUUCGGAGGCGCAUAUAAUGUAAUAUUAACAUCCACAUCUACGUCUGUAUCCCUAUCUACAUAUGUUCAUCUCGUCUACUAUAAAUCCGGCAAAAGGCCCACCGCUUGGCGUCAUAAGCUUAUCGGGCGCGUAUCUCAACUUCUCCAGGAUUUUGACCAACUCAUCAUGGACGGUCGUCCUCCUAAAAGACAACGAAGAUCUAAGGAUUCGAAAGAUGAAAAAAUAAGAUCAAAACGAAAAGCCGUCAUAUCAGAUAGCUCCAGUCCUAUCGAACAAACAGAACCCUUCGCCCUCUCCUCACGCCCAAAACCCUCUUACUCGCGCGGCACAACACCAUUAACCCGGCUCCCCUCGUCCUCGCCCUCUCCAAGAAAAAAGACCAAAUCGUCACCAAACCCAGACUCAAAAUCCAAGUCCCUCCACAGCUUCUUCCAGCCCGCAACAGAGGGACAGCGAUGGGCACCACAAAAGACCGAGAAGCAGUCCCUCCCUCCGGUCAGGGAGACUGUCGACGUGGACCUGAUUGAGGAUGACUACGACUCCUACGAUGAUAUAUUCACACAACAUGUAGCUAAUGAGCAAGCGGGAAAGAGCCUGACAGCCGUGAGCUCGAGCCAGACACGUCAGCCAGCAUCAAAGCCAAAGGCAAAGGCCCCAGUCAAACCACUGCGAAAGCCGACGAAGCGGUUUCUUCUGUCUACACACUAUGGGAAUGACACAGCGAAGGAGCCAUUAGUUACGCAACCGGCUGGCAAACCAGACCGUCGACCAUGGGCUCAGCGGUUCGCUCCGGCCAACCUGGGCGAAUUGGCCGUCCAUAAGAAGAAAGUCUCGGAUGUACAGCGUUGGCUGGAAGACGCAUUUUCUGGGAGGCGUUCUGAGAGGUUGCUGGUCCUACGAGGUCCGGCAGGCAGUGGGAAGACGACCACUGUGUCCCUGCUCUCCGAGUCACUUGGCUACGACAUUGUUGAGUGGAAGAAUCCCCCGAUUUCGGAAUUUGGAGCUCGCGACUAUCAAUCUGUGAGCGCACACUUUGAAGAGUUUCUUGGACGGGGGAAUAAGUUUGGAGGACUUGACCUUGAAAAUGCCAGCGAGCUCGAUUCCCGGAAAGAUGAGAAACCUCGGGACCAGCGGAUACUUCUUAUAGAGGAGUUUCCAGCGAUGCUUGGCCGGGCGUCCUCCGCUCUCACGGCGUUUAGGGCGUCUCUUCAACGAUAUUUGGCUGCCUCUGCGAAUAAUCAUACCCAGGACAGAUCAGGAUCGAAUCAUCCGCCCAUCGUUAUUAUCGUAUCGGAGACAUUGUUGGGAUCUGCGUCCUCGAUCUCGGAUAACCUGACAGUUCACCGGUUACUGGGGCCCACCAUCUACAACCACCCCGGGACAACGAUAUUGGAUUUCAAUAGCAUUGCACCUACUUUUAUGCACAAGGCUUUGCGGUCUAUUUUGGACAGAGAGGCGCGUACUUCCGGGCGUGUCCAGAUACCCGGGCCGGGUGUUAUAGACAGUAUCUCUGAAAUUGGCGAUAUCCGCAGUGCAAUCUCCUCUCUCGAGUUCCUCUGUCUCAAGGGGGACGAUACAGGGAGAUGGGGAGGCAGUGUGGCCAAGACAAAGAAAGCUCGAGGCGAGGUUGCUUUGACAGCGAUGGAGAAAGAGUCUCUCAAGAUGAUAACUCAGAGAGAGGCGAGCUUGGGCAUGUUCCACGCCGUUGGGAAGAUUGUGUACAACAAACGCAUGGACCCGAGUCUGAUCGAGGGCGACGUCGAGAUUCUUCCACCGCCGCCGGACUAUCUGCGCCACUACGCCCGACCAAAAGCUUCAUCGGUCUUGGUCAAUGAUCUGGUCGACGAGACCGGGACUGACAUAUCGACGUUUAUCAGUGCUCUCCAUGAAAACUACAUCCCAUCCUGCGAUGGGGAUAAUUUCACCGACUGUCUCAACGACUGCAUCGACGCCCUCUCCGAUAGCGAUAUCCUCAGCGCCGAUCGCCGACCAGGGCAAGGGGCACGGGCCGGGAUAGGAACUGGAAUCAGCUCUUUCGGUAGUGGCAUCGACGUGCUCCGGCAGGAGGAAAUGAGUUUCCAAGUUGCGGCGCGUGGUCUUCUUUUCGCCCUUCCAUACCCGGUCAAGAGACGGGUUGGGCCUGGAACUGACCGAAGCCGCGCGGGUGAUGCCUACAAGAUGUUUUACCCAGCAUCUCUGCGAUUGUGGAGAGAGGCUGAAGAAAUUGAUGGACUGAUCGACUCAUGGAUGAACCGAUCACUGGAUCCUUUUGGACAGCAGCAUCUUUAUCAAAAUGGCUCUGACCUCACGGGGGUCAGUUCCUGGAAAAAUCUCCAGGGUGGAAGGUCGGCGUCGGCCAAUUCAGGGAAUAAAGAUAACUCUCCGAGUGUGGUCACGAUGAUGCCCCGGCAUGAUUUACUGCUCCAUCAGCUGCCAUAUAUGGCUGCAAUCCGACGUCAGGGCCCGGAUUAUUGGCAGUUGGAUAAGAUCACCAGCAUUCGCGCCAACGAGAAUUUUUGUAACGAUGGAAUUGACGACAUGGAGGAGUCUCCAGCACAAGGAUCGCGUAUGAAACAACCCAGCAGUAAUGGUUUUGGACCUCAACUGCCUGAAGAGAAAUUGAUUCUCAGUGACGAUGAUAUUGUCGAUUGA